This is a messenger RNA of Lizanozyma spartinae, 618 nucleotides long. It is a transcript of the gene VPH2, whose product is annotated as Vph2p. NCBI's taxonomy places the organism in Eukaryota, Fungi, Ascomycota, Pichiomycetes, Serinales, Debaryomycetaceae. The record is from RefSeq and is a predicted model, not a curated record. The transcript has a single exon. Gene Ontology annotation, cellular component: endomembrane system. Gene Ontology annotation, biological process: vacuolar proton-transporting V-type ATPase complex assembly. Bases 1 to 618 code for a protein of 205 amino acids.
AUGCUUAAAUAUGAAUUGACUUCAAAACUUCGAGAUUUAAUAAAAGAACUGGGUCUCAACCCUGACCAAAUAGAUAAUGUGUUGUCCAAAGAAUACAUAACUCAAGAGAACUUGGUGCGAUUUUAUAGGGCAAGGCGACCUACCAAAUCUCUAUUGCAAUUGAUUUCCCUAACAAAGUUGGUGGUAGAUAAGAAUGAGCCUGAAAAACAACCCAAGUCGAAAGAGUUUUUGAAAUCAAUAGAACUCCUUCGUUUAAAAGCGAAGGAAGCUGAAUAUCAAGCAUUGGUAAAUCCUGCUCCACAAUUUAAAACGUUAUAUGAGACAAACUCCAAAGAUAAAUCAACUGCGGCACAAGCUGUAAAGGAAACAAAGAGUCAUGUCACUACAAUAUUUAACGUAUUAGUCAGUGUGGCCAGUGUGGUAUAUGCUAUUUGGUAUUGGACGGACAGUUCUUGGAAGUUAAGCAAUGCUUAUAGAGUUUUGCUUUGUUUGUUUUUUGGGAUGUUGGUAUUAGUAGCUGAGGUGGUUGUAUAUUUGGGCUACUUGAAUAAAAUUGAGGAAGCUCGUAUCAAGGAAAGAAGUAAAAAGGAAAUCAAGAAGGUAAUUAAAACAUUAUAA